GGAACUGCAUGUGACGUGUCUAAAAAGUGUUUUGCGCUACAGCGGUGGAUCCAACUCGUGGCGGGGGGGGUUUUCUUUCUAUUUAGGCAUUUGUUUUGGUUUAUUCGGUGUCAAGAUGCUAGAUUUCUUCACCAUCUUCAGCAAAGGGGGCAUAGUGCUGUGGUGUUUUCAGGGAACCGGGGUGACAGAGUCCUUCACCGGGCCUGUCAACGCCCUGAUCCGCUCCGUGAUCCUACAGGAGAGAAGUGGCAAUAACUCCUUCAACCAUGAGGCCCUGAGUCUUAAGUAUAAGCUGGACAACGAGUUUGAGUUGAUUUUUGUGGUGGGUUUUCAAAAGAUCCUGACGCUGACUUAUGUGGACAAGUUCAUAGAUGACGUCCAGCUGCACUUUCGGGAUCGUUAUAAAAAUGAACUGGAGCAGAAGGGAGCCAUGAAGCUUCUGAACCACAGCUUUGAAUUUGAGGACGACUUCAAAAUGCUUCUUAGAGAGGCAGAAAAGAGCAGCAAAGCUCGAAGCCCCGCCCCUAUGCGGUCUUUUAAGGAGUCCGAGAAAUCUCAAAAAACUGUGAAGUCAAUGAUCGAAACAAAAGGAGGCGACAAAGGAAAGGAACAGGGUGGCAAAAAGAGCAAAAAUACCAAAAAAGAAGCUCCUGUUGCGGAGGUCGUGAAGGAAGGCAAAGCCCAGUUUUCUUCUGGCCAGAAGCUGGUUGAGAAUGGCAACCACGGCCUGACUCCCGAAGAGAUCAUGCAGAAGAAGAGAGAAGAAUUCUUCCGCAAGUGUGCAGCGGGACCUGCUGAAAAAGUCAGUAAGUCUCCAAAGCCUCAGAAGCCCAGAGAGAAACAGAGGCGUGUUUGGGACAUGGGUGGUAGCAGUACUAAGGACCUGGACUAUAGUGAUAGGAAUGGAGACAGUUCUCCAAAUGGUGGUGACCAAAACCAGGAUGCACUUAUUGAGCCUGGGAUGCAGCUAAGCUCCAUGAAGGGAGACUUGCUCUCUGUGGAAUGCGAUUCCAGUGAGGAGGAAGUGAUGGAGGAAGAGGAGAGAGUGGCCGUAAAUGCCAUCAAAAAAAGCUCCAAAAAGAGUGGAGGUUUCGGGGGCAUGUUCGGGAUGCUGAAGGGCCUAGUCGGCUCCAAGAGCCUGAGCCUGGAGGACAUGGAGCCAGUUUUGGAGAAGAUGAGGGAGCACCUCAUUGCAAAGAAUGUAGCAGCCGACAUCGCCUUGCAGCUUUGUGACUCUGUUGCCAAAAAACUUGAAGGCAAAGUCAUGGGCACAUUCACCACUGUUGCCUCGACAGUAAAGCAGGCCCUGCAGGACUCGCUGGUGCAGAUCCUGCAGCCCAAACGCAGGGUGGACAUCCUGAGAGACGUCAUGGAGGCACAGAGCCAGAGAAGACCUUUUGUCAUCACUUUUUGUGGCGUCAACGGGGUCGGAAAGUCCACCAAUUUGGCAAAGAUCUCUUUUUGGCUCGUGGAGAACGGGUUCACAGUGCUGAUAGCCGCUUGCGACACCUUCCGCGCCGGGGCGGUGGAGCAGCUGCGAACCCAUCAGCGCCGCCUGAACUCCCUGCAUCCUCCGGAGCGGCAUGGAGGACGCACCAUGGUCCAGCUCUACGAGAAGGGCUACGGGAAGGACGCUGCUGGAAUCGCAAUGGAGGCCAUUGCCUAUGCGCGCAACCAGGCUUUUGAUGUGGUGUUGGUGGACACUGCCGGGCGUAUGCAGGACAACGCCCCCCUCAUGACAGCCUUGGCUAAGCUCAUUGCGGUCAAUAUGCCAGACCUUGUCCUGUUCGUCGGGGAGGCUCUGGUGGGCAACGAGGCAGUCGAUCAACUGGUGAAGUUUAACCAGGCUCUGGCAGACCACUCCAUGUCUGACAAGCCUCGUCUCAUUGACGGAAUUGUCCUCACCAAGUUUGACACCAUCGAUGACAAGGUCGGUGCCGCGAUCUCCAUGACUUACAUCACAGGCCAGCCGAUUGUGUUCGUGGGCACAGGGCAGACCUACAACGACCUGCGCAGUCUCAACGCCCGCGCCGUGGUCAGCGCCCUGAUGAAAGCUUAAAACAAACAACAACAAAAAAGGCUGCAUGUUGAUACCAUUCUGCCACACUACCUGCCUGCGCUUCUUGUCCUCCUGUUCUCUCCACUUUUUGCGGUAAUUCUAAAGCAUGUCCCAUGUCGCUGCUCAGGACACUAGUCAUGUUCAGACCUACACUAACCUUCCAGAGGAGCCUCCCUGUUUUGUUUUUUUGUCUUUGGGCCAAAUUGAAAAGUACCUCAUUCACUUGAGUUAUGCCAUACAGUAGCUUCCCAAUGGACCUCAGUUUUACUCAUUAGGAACUAUUUUAAAAAAAAAACUACCUGUACAAACAAAAUAUGUGGCAGUCAUGGAAAUAAAUAAGUCAGGUUGACAGCAGCUGCCCGAGCAAAGCUUAGUGACCGUAGUGCCUAUUUGUCUCCUGUCGUCAUGGUUACCUUUCACAACACACGGCGUGAUCCAUCAAGGACACAUGGAAUUAAUCCUACUCAAGAGGAAAAGAUGGGAGCCGGAGUCAUGUUUAAACUAGUUGAUAUCGGGACUGCUCACCAGCCUAACAAAUAACGAGAUAUAAUCACAAAAGGAGACUCCAGACUAAUUUCAGUUGAUUUUUUUUUUCUGUAAAUGAAUGAUUGCUCCUAUAAAUUUUAUUUAUGUAUCAAUAAACAUCUCUCCCAACCCCUCA
This is a messenger RNA of Dunckerocampus dactyliophorus (ringed pipefish), 2720 nucleotides long. RefSeq names its product SRP receptor subunit alpha (gene srpra). Bases 116 to 2059 code for a protein of 647 amino acids. Gene Ontology annotation, cellular component: signal recognition particle receptor complex; endoplasmic reticulum membrane. The transcript has 15 exons. The record is from RefSeq and is a predicted model, not a curated record. Lineage: Eukaryota; Metazoa; Chordata; Actinopteri; Syngnathiformes; Syngnathidae. Gene Ontology annotation, molecular function: signal recognition particle binding; ATP hydrolysis activity; GTP binding. Gene Ontology annotation, biological process: SRP-dependent cotranslational protein targeting to membrane.